Molecule: messenger RNA, 3696 nt
Organism: Coregonus sp. 'balchen'
Lineage: Eukaryota; Metazoa; Chordata; Actinopteri; Salmoniformes; Salmonidae
Source: the annotation of a GenBank genome assembly
AGGAGAAUGCAGAACAGUAUCCAUUUUGAAGGUUCCAUUUGAAUAUGGCAUGUGUAGUUCUCUCUCUCCUAACAAUCUUACCGGGUAGGCUGCUUACUUUUACAUUUUUGCUUGAUUGGGUUAAGGUUCUAUAAUAAUUUGAAGUAAUGAGUGAGUGUUGAGGGAGGCAGGGUUGAGGUCAAUUCUAUUUUAAUCAAGUGAUUCAAUUGAAAUUAUAUUACAAAAAUUUAAAGAAAAUCCUCAUUAAAAAUACAUGUACAUGAUCAAUUCUUGAAUUAAAUCAUCUCCUGAAUAAAAUGGGACUGACCCCAAACCCUGAUAAAGGCACAUGCUAUGGUGUCACCUUCAUCGAUUUGCUUUUUGAACUCUAAUGGUGUACCAAACAUCAAGGUAUACAUAACCGUUCAUCAUUCCAUAUCACAACUAGUAUAAAGUAGUUUAGGCUAAUUUCACCACUUUGAUACAAUUUGUUUAAGGUUAAGAUGUCAAACCGCCAUUAAUGCGUAUUGCCUACGUCUCACCCCAUGAACGAAACAGAAAAUGGGAACUCAAAGAAAAUUCUACACAACAAACAUGGUCCUAUGAAUGACAUAAUAAUACGUGUCCUAAAUUCAAGUUAUACAAUACAUUGACAGUUAUCACAAAACCGGUUAUAUUUCUUUCAACUGAAUAAUAAUUUAUAGCUCUAUUAAUUUAUGUUUAUACCCUCAGAAUAUUGAAUCAAUUGAUGAUGAUAAUGAUAUCUGUUAUUACCAUAAGGAUAAAUAUUUGAAUUUUGUUCUAUCUAAUUCUGUGUAUAUUACUAUACAUCAUACCACCACCAUCAGGACAACCAUUCCAUUGCAGUAACAGAUUGUCUGUUAUGUUUCAGUGGUGAUGGGAGAUACCACCGGUUACCUGGGAGAUUCUGUCACCUUGUCUUCUGGAGCCAACAUAUCCUGGGGCUUGAGCAAGAUAGAGUGGUCCAUAUUCAAGAACGUCACCUGGAUUGCAACUUACCAGAAAUCUACAGAAAGUCUCAGAACAGACCGUUUCUGGCAGUUUAAGAGUCGUCUGAAACUCAACUUCUCGUCUGGGGACUUAGAGAUAAGAGAUGUGAGGAAAGAAGAUUCCCUGGUUUACUCUGUUCUUCUUCAAGAUAGUGCGGGAGAACAGCAUAACAAAAAGUUCCAGCUCACUGUGACGGGUAAGGCUCUCAAUCACAACAAUGUACCCGUAUUAAAGAUGCACUCUGUAGGAUUUUGAUAAUAUUUGCCUCUAGGGGCGCACGUGAGCCAAAAACCCUAGGGUCCCGAAAAUGGCAAUUGAAUGCAAGCUUCACCCCCAAAAAAGGUAUUGUUAAAACAUUUCUAACCUGUUUAUCUAUGGGUAACAGGGCAUACGUGUUAUGCUCGACCCGCUGGUUUUUCCACCAAAAACACAAGAAAAUGGCCAAAAAGAGUAGAACCAGCUCACCUGCUUUUACAUUAUGAUUUGAAUAUUAGAUCUUCAAUGUUUCUUUUGAGAAAAUUAGUUAAAAAGGAAAGUUUCACCAUAUUAACACGAGAGUUCCGUUCACGUAAAAGGGUUGACCUUAAAAUGAGGAACAGACAUUUAAUGUGAUAAGAAAUAAAUAAUAAUCUUCAGAAAUUACUUUGUUAAAGCAGCAAAAUAACUAGGGCUUUACAUUGAUGGUGAACACCUGGAGAAAUGUUGGGGUUGGGGUUAAACAUGUUGAAAUCUAUCUAGAAAUCACAGAGGGUGCACAGAGGGACAUGUCAAAAUACGGAAUUUUGGCACAUUCACACAGAUGUAUUUAAUUUUCUAUGAGGUCUAUAUUAAUAUAACAGGCUUAUAAAGUGGAAUAUUUGCGCACAAUUUCUAAUUAAAAUAUCAAAGGGACGGCAAAGGUACUCAUUUUGUGGAAUAACUCUACUGUAUUCAUAUUGUAUUCCCAGUUUUGUUUCUGGAAAAUGCGAUUUCUAUUCUUCCUUUGUUUCUGUUCAAAUGUCCAGAGCGUCUCAGUAAGCCCAACGUCCAUAAGGUCUUCAGCAUGUUGAGGGAGAGCCACUGUGUGAUGGCUCUUCAGUGCUCCUCUUCAGAGAAGGACACCCACCUCUCCUGGGAACCAGUGGCUGCGUUUAACGAUCCCUUCUGGAGAGGGAAUCCCAACACCAACGUCUCUGUCGUCUGGACGUCUUACAGCCCCAACAGAGAUGCCAACUUCACCUGUACUGCCAGCAAUGGGCGCUCUAAAGCCUCCAGGGUUGUGACGGAGAGAUGCCAAGGUACGGUCACUUCUAGGGCCGAGAUUCUUUCCCGAAACACAUGAUCUGACCAGGAAAACAGUGGAGAAUUCAUGAAUCAAUGGGCAGGGAGAUCUUACACUGGUCAAGCUUGCUGUUGUGUUUGUGAACAGUGUUUAUUUUACAGUGAGGUCCCAAAGUAUUUGGACAGUGAUACAUUUUUUGUUGUUUUGGCUCUGUACUCCAGCACUUUGGAUUUUAGCUUAAAGUGCAGACUGUCAGCUUUAAUUUGAGGUGAACUGUUUAGAAAUUACAGUACUUUUUGUACAUAGUCCCCGUAUUUCAGGGAACCAAAAGUAUUUGGACAAAUUCACAUAUACUGUAUGUGUAUUAAAGUAGUCAAAAAUUUAGUAUUUGGUCUCAUAUUCCUAGCACACAAUGACUGCAUCAAGCUUGUGACUCUACAAACGUGUAGUUUGUUUUGGUUGUCUUUCAGAUUAUUUUGUGCCUAAUAGAAAUGAAUGGUAAAUGUAUUGUAUCAUUUUGGAGUCACUUUUAUUGUAAAAAAGGUACUGGGCGUGUCCAAUGGCACAAUUUUAGAGGCCCUCCUCUUGGCCGCAGAUAUAAAAGUUUGCUGUUUUAUAGCUAAUUUCCAGCAAUUCUACACAUUUGGCCAUGGGUCUGAGAGAACAUUUUCAAUUUUAAAGCUAAUUUCCUGCAAUUAUACACAGAAAGACACAUCUGAAGGGGCACGUGCCCCUGUGCCCCAUAUGGGCAUGACGCCUCUGAAAGUUACAGAGGCAUAAAUAUCAUACCCCCCAAAAAUGCUAACCUCUCCUGUUAUUGUAAUGGUAAGAGGUUAGCAUGUCUUGGGGGUAUGAUCGUUGUGCCUCUGUAACUUUCCCACUCACUAUUAUUCACGAUUCAUUGAGGAUUAUCCAUAAUCAUGGUAGAACCCACAUUAAUGUAGAAGUGUCUGAAACAUAUAUUCUUAUUUACAAUACAAGUGAAUCCAAAAUGACACAAUCCAUUAUUUACCAUUCAUUUGUAUUGAGCACAAAAUUAUCUGAAACACAACCAAAACAAACUGCAAAUGCAUCCAACAAGUUUGUAGUCACAAGCUUGAUGUAGUCAUUGCGUGCUAGGAAUAUGGGACCAAAUUCAAAUUUCUUGACUACUUUACAACAAAACAUUUGUCACUGUCCAAAUACUUUUGGGCCUCACUGUAUUUCUGUUCUCUCCCUGUCUCCUCAGAGGAACAACCCAAGCCUGACGUGGUGGGAGAGACCCGCAUCCCUGGAAUUGCUUUUGGAAUGUUGCUCUUAGGAUUUUUGUUUGGAUGUGUUUUAACAUAUAUUUAUUUUAAGAAGUCAGAGGGCUUUAAAUGACAACUCAUUUAAAUGUUUAUCAUUUCACAGUGCCUCUAGAAUCUGAUGUUGAUCUUCUUCAUACAGUGGGGAGAACAAGUAUU